Messenger RNA from Sus scrofa (pig), 3155 nucleotides. NCBI's taxonomy places the organism in Eukaryota, Metazoa, Chordata, Mammalia, Artiodactyla, Suidae. The record is from RefSeq and is a predicted model, not a curated record.
CACCUGCCGGGGCAGCAGGGCCAGCCUGAACUGCCGCCUGCCCGCUCGCUGAGGCCGCAGACCCUGGAAACAUGCUGUCUGCUCUGGGCGGCUUGCAGAGCCUACUCAAGGGCCAGGCUGAAGGGCCCCCCAUCACCAACGUCAUGUUCCUCAAGACGCACAAGACGGCCAGCAGCACGGUGCUCAACAUCCUCUUCCGCUUCGCCGAGACGCACAACCUGUCGGUGGCGCUGCCCGCGGGCCAGCGCGUCCACCUGGGCUACCCCUGGCUCUUCCUGGCGCGCUAUGUGGAGGGCGUCGAGGAGGGCGGCCCCGAGCAGCGCUUCAACAUCAUGUGCAACCACCUGAGGUUCAACCUGCCGGAGGUGCGGAAAGUCAUGCCCAACGACACUUUCUACUUUUCCAUCCUCAGAAACCCUGUCUUCCAGCUCGAGUCCUCCUUCAUCUAUUACAAGGGCUACGUCCCGGCCUUUAGGGACGUGGUCAGCCUGGAGGCCUUUCUGGCCUCCCCGGGGACCUACUACAACGAGAGCCAGGGCUUGCGCAACGCCUACGCCAGGAACGGCAUGUGGUUCGACCUGGGCUUCGACAACAACGCGCCUGCGGAGGACGCCUACGUGCGCGCGCGCCUGGCUGACGUGGAGCGGCGCUUCCAGCUGGUGCUCAUCGCCGAGCACUUCGACGAGUCCAUGGUGCUGCUGCGGCACCUGCUGCGCUGGCGGCUGGACGACGUCGUCUCCUUCCCGCUCAACUUGCGCAGCCCGGGCAGCGUCACCAGCCUGACGCCCGAGGGUCAGGAGCGCGCCAAGCGCUGGUGCGCCCUGGACUGGCGCCUCUACCAGCACUUCAACCGCACCUUCUGGGCGCGCCUGCGUACCGAGCUGGGCCCGCGGCGGCUGCGCUCUGAGGUGGCGCAGCUGCAGGCGCGGCAGCGCGAGCUCCAGGCCCUCUGCGUGCAGGACGGCGCCCCCAAGAACAAGUCGCAGAUCACCGACCUCAGGCUGCGUCCUUACCAGUCGGGCGAGGCCGACAUUCUGGGCUACAGCCUGAGGCCCGGCCUGGACAACCAGACGGUGCAGCUGUGUCAGAGGAUGGUCACGCCGGAACUCCAGUACACGGCCCGCCUGUACACGCAGCAGUUCCCAGAAAAGCCCCCCAAGAACAUACCCUUCCUGGGGGCGUAAUGGCCAUCGGUGCUGCCUCAGGCUCAGAGGGGGCUUCCCGGGGCAUCCAGGAGACCCAGGCCCCCCAGACCCCCCAGACCACAGGGCGAAUACGCCUGUGAAGGAACCCCCUGUGGUCUGUCCUCUUGGAGGCCUCCCUCUUUCGUGGGGGCCUCAAAUGCAGGACAACAGGCCCAGCUGGUCUGAUGGCGUGAACCCGUUCAUUCCUCAAAUAGAAAAGUCUCACCGGGUAGGCAAGUUAGUUACAUGUCAGCACACUGUCCACCCAAAGACCAGGAGCCCAGGGAAUCGGGAGGGCCUGGGUCCCUGAUGAGCACGCGCUGGUCACCGAGUCCCGGUUUAGCACCCACAGGCAGCACUUUGAAGGUGGGCCUGGGGAGCAGGGACAGGGAGUGGGGUCUGGAACGUCCCGCUUCCCAUCUUUGGCUGUGUGAGGCGUGCUUCCAACCGAAAAACUUGAGAAAUCUUAGAAUUGCUUACGAGACAAAUGCUUCAGUCGGAACACAGGUCGAGGGUCAGGGCUGCAAUUCUGCUUUGGGGUAGCCCCCCUCCCGAAUAUCCAGUGAAGGAGGAAGCCUGCUGGAGAGGAUGGGCAGCUGCAACCUCAGUUACCAUGGAGACCAUGCUGGAUGUGAUCCCAGAGGAGGGAGGCUUCCAGGCAGCCCUCUUUGUGGUCUGUGGGGAGGGAGUGAGGAUGCCCUGCCUGGCAGGACGUGACCUCUGGCUGCUUAGGACGGGGUGCACACAUCCAGCUCCAUGUCCCUGUGCCCUUAGAAAAUUAGGCACCCGGAGCACCCAAGAAGCAGAGCCACUCUUCCACACUGAGCCGCCUGUCCACCUGGUGCGGGGUCCCCUUCGUUCCCUGUAGGCCCUCAUCUCUGAAGACCCCAGCACGUGCUCAAGGUGCUUCUCCGUCAGGGUGUGUCCUCACUUCUUAGGGGAAUCAGCCUCUCAAAAAAGGGAGACCCCCCCCACCCACACACUGGAACAGGCAGCAGCUCCCUUGGGCAUCAACUUAAUGGAGGAGCUUCCAGUAGAAUGAAUUUUCAGUAAGAUUAGAGGACAUUUUGCAGUGAAUUUGAGAGGGAAAGAAUAUUUGGAAAGGGGAUAAAUGACUUCCAAAAAAAGCGGAAUAGGAUAGAUGGACACGGAACCAGGGUCAGCUGGUGGACCCUCCAGAGGCUCCCCCAUCCUCUGCCGAGAGGAAAAUGCAAAGAAGGAACUUCCACGGGAGGGUGCAGAAGGGAAGGCAGAUCCAGGAUGAGCCGGCCCGCGAACGCUGGGUGUCCCUGAGAGUAAGGCCAUGGAUAAGUCCCACAGAGAAUGGGAGCGUUUACCUCCACUUAAAGGCAGAUGAAAUCUGUGCCCUGAACUUGGGCAGCUGCACCAAUCCCCGGAAAAAACAAGACAUCCACUCCCGCCCCGCCCCAGCCAGUGUGGGCAAGCAGAACGCGCUGCUGCUCGGUGGAGAGUGUGGGCACCGUCCACCACCCCGCCAGUGGGGCUGGGACCGCGGAUGUGGCGAGCAGCCGAGGACACGGAAUUACCAUAGAAAUCCAGCAGCAUUUGCGUUUGUCUUUGUGGCUGGCAGGAGUGUAAACCAGCUCUGUCUUUGUAGAGGAAAAUUUGUGGGUAUUUGUCACACCGCAAUAAAGCACAUGCGGUUUGUAACAGAGCUGUGGUUGUCCACCAGAAGGGGUGUUUAAAACGCUAAGUUCUAGGUGGCCAAGAAAGCUGGGAGUGACCUGUGCCUCUCCUUUGUGAUGCUUGGGUCAGGGCUGGUGAGCGGGGCCGCAAGUGACCAGGAUGGGGUGUGACUGUCCCAGCCAGCAGAGUCCAUGGGGGCGCGGGAAGCUGAGAGGGCAGACUGUGUAGUUUUCAAGAGAAGCUUUGUAAUACAGGUUUUUAUGUGAAACCUUCAUGUUUAAAAUGCUGGCAUCUAACUACAUCAUUAAAACUCGGGAGAGAGAA